This is a messenger RNA of Magallana angulata, 4802 nucleotides long. RefSeq names its product serine/threonine-protein kinase 38-like. Gene Ontology annotation, molecular function: ATP binding; protein serine/threonine kinase activity. Gene Ontology annotation, biological process: peptidyl-serine phosphorylation; intracellular signal transduction. NCBI's taxonomy places the organism in Eukaryota, Metazoa, Mollusca, Bivalvia, Ostreida, Ostreidae. The transcript is spliced from 14 exons. The record is from RefSeq and is a predicted model, not a curated record. Bases 369 to 1925 code for a protein of 518 amino acids.
UUACCACAGAUAUUGGGAUGUCAGGGUAGGAACAAAUCAUAAAGGAGGCUUGAAAACAAAUACCCGGUACCUGGAACAAUUUUAUAUGGGUGGGUUAGGACACAAGUUGAAUUAGGAGGAAGUUGUUGUUGACACAGUGUGCCCUGUAAUGUGUGUCUUUAUUGACUUGGGUACCUCAAUGCAGUAUUUAUAGAUCCCAAAUAAGUUGAUGAUUAGAUAGAGAUGAAUCAAUAUAAAGCGAUAAAUACAUAGUCACAUGACUAACUCAUCCAGCAAGCUCUGUCACAUGAAAUUGCACAGUGUGUAUAGGUAGAUGAAAGAUUUAAGCGGAGCUCUUUGACUUGGGAUUUAGGCGAGGAUAUGAAUGCAUGGGUAACAAUGUGGUACGUACAAAGUGUUUUACGCGUGGACGCCAGACUUCCUCUUUUCUCUUGGAAAUUCAAAAGGGAGAGGGGGAGGAUGUUUAUGAAUUCAUGCUUGUCACUAUUGUAAGGUUUCAGAGUCGCCGCUCCAAAAUGGCCACUGUUGGAGAGCAGACCCCCAUUGUGAGCAAUCACACCAGGGAUAAGGCAACAAAGGCCAAGGUCACUCUGGAAAAUUACUACUCCAAUCUAGUGUCUCAGCAUGAAGAGCGAGAGAACAGGUACCGCCUUUUGGAGCAGUCGAUGGCCACUGACGGCCUCUCAGAAGAACAGAAACUGGAGAGGCGACAGCAGCAUGCUACCAAAGAAACAGAGUUCUUGAGGUUGAAAAGGUCAAGGUUAGGGGUAGAAGAUUUUGAGCCAAUCAAAGCUAUCGGAAGAGGAGCUUUUGGAGAGGUUCGUCUUGUUCAGAAGAAAGACACAGGUCAUGUUUACGCCAUGAAGAUUCUCAGGAAAGCAGAUAUGGUUGAAAAAGAUCAAAUUGCUCAUGUACGAGCCGAGAGAGACAUCCUGGUAGAGGCUGACCAUCAGUGGGUAGUCAAAAUGUAUUAUUCCUUCCAGGAUCAGCAGAAUCUAUACCUUAUCAUGGAGUUUUUACCAGGAGGCGACAUGAUGACGCUGCUGAUGAAGAAGGACACACUGACAGAGGAACAGACUCAGUUUUAUAUCUCUGAGACAGUGUUAGCCAUAGACUCUAUACACAACCUUGGCUUUAUCCAUAGGGACAUUAAACCUGAUAACUUACUACUAGAUGCCAAGGGACAUAUCAAACUCUCAGACUUUGGCCUUUGUACAGGCCUCAAGAAAUCUCAUAGAACAGACUACUACAAAGAUCUCAAAAAUGCCAAAGCUGGGGACUUCAGUUCAAAUCCAAUGGAUUCCAAACGCAGGGCUGAAAGUUGGAAGCGAAAUAGAAGGCAGUUGGCCUAUUCCACAGUAGGAACACCUGAUUACAUUGCUCCAGAAGUUUUCAUGCAGACCGGUUACAACAGCAGCUGUGAUUGGUGGUCUCUAGGAGUCAUCAUGUACGAAAUGUUAAUAGGUUAUCCUCCAUUUUGUUCUGAAAAUCCACAAGAAACUUACAGAAAAGUGAUGAACUGGAGAGAGACACUAGUUUUUCCGCCCGAGAUGCCAAUUUCCAAUGAAGCUAGGGAUUUAAUUCAAAGGUUUUGUUGUGAUUCAGACCACAGGAUAGGUGCUAGUAAUCCCGAUGAAAUCAAGUCCCAUGUUUUCUUUAAAGGAGUAGAUUGGAAGCACAUAAGAGACAGACCUGCUGCCAUUACUGUGGAGGUAAAGAGCAUUGAUGACACGUCCAAUUUUGAUGAAUUCCCAGAUAUCGAUCUCAAGUGGCCUGCAAACAAAGAUGGGUCCCCACAUCAGGGAGCAAAUCAUUCCACAAAGGAGGUUGAUCCCAAAUACAAAGACUGGGUGUUCAUAAACUAUACGUACAAACGAUUCGAAGGACUCACACAAAGGGGGCGCCAGCCCUUCCCCAACACGUAGGCAUUGCCUGACCCCCUAGAACAAUGGCACUGUAGUUAUGUACUCCAGGGAAUUGUGAAAUCUCUCGCGUCAUCGGCUCCUCCAGACAGCGGACACUCUGUGAUAUGUGUGAGAAGGAGCCGGUUACAUUUGCCUGUUUCUGCAGCUUUCACUGUAAUAGGAGGCCACUAUUUAAUGUUGACAGAAGGGAUCUGUUUUAGAGGGAAUAUGUUAUUAUUAUUUUUCUGACAGGAGCUUCAUCUGUUUUUGUUAUGGUUCUUUUUUUUCUUCACAAAAUCAACAAUGAAAUGUUAAUUUAAUAUAGGAGUUACAGUUUUAAUGUUGUUUACUGUCAUAUGUAGUUAGCUUGAUUUUUUUUUCAUUUUUUUUUUCUUUUAUUAUUCCAAAACAUGAGACAAAGAUGAAAUAUUUCAACGACUGUUGGAAUUGGAUGUAAUAUAUGUAGAGUGAGCACAAAGAAUUCAACAAUCCUUCCUUCUUGACAAUUUAUAACCUACCUGAAUUGUAAUGGUUAAUGCAAACAACAUUAUUAUAAGACAUUAUCUGUAAAAUAAUGAAAAAGACUGAUACCAAGCUUUUAGUUUAUAUGUGCAUUUUAUUCCAAAGAUUGCUUAGUGUGUUAAAUCUGUGAAACAUGCAAAUUCUUGCUUCAUUGUGGUACAAUAUCACCAAGUUAUUGACUAAAUCUUGUUGAAGAGUUUGACCUUUGAUUGCAAAAUACAUUCCAUAGUUAUCUUUAUUUAUUAUGAUGUGAAACCAGUUUUUAAUUUCACUUUUACCAAUUCUUUUUAAAAUAACAAUCCUGAGAUAUUUGUUCAAAGGAUAAGAGUUUGAUAGAAAGUAAGGUCUUGUGUGGUGAAACUUGUCAGAAUUUUUUUUAAAAGUGCAGCUGUCUUGCAGUAUUCCAAUCAAGUUUUCCCUGAAGCCACUAACAUGAAAAUCAAUUGUUGUUCAUGGAUUAACAAAACAUUGGCUAGUGCUCAUCUUUUUUGUUACUUAUGUAUGUUUUUGUAGUAAUUUCAUUCACAUUGGUAAUCUGCUUUAUUUAAUUGUCUGACUCGGGUGAGAUCCAUUUUCUGUAGAAAGAUGCUCUUUGGUCACAACUUAAAGAAUAUCUUGUUAAACAUGACAGAACAUUUUGGUUUUUAUUUAUACUUAUUUCAGUUUUUUAACUGUCGCAUACAUUGUAUGUAUGAGAAUUUGAUUAUCUGUCAAACAAUGUUUAUGUGUUGACUGAAAUACUUUUGUUGUUGUUCUAAAGCAGGAGAAUUUUUCCAUCAUAUUUACAAAAAAUACAUUUUGAGGAAAGUUCAAGCAAUAAUUUGAAUCCUCUUCCAUAUUUACUUGUUAUUAACUGUUGGUCCUUUAAUCACCCUCACUCCUUUAUCAAUCUACAAAUCAAAAGUUCCACAUUGGUCCUCUCAGCAUUUAACCUGAUUACUUAAUAACAAUAGCUGCAUUUAUUUUUACAAUGUAGCAGUUCGUAAAACAUGAAAAUGCUUUUCACAGAAAUUAUUGCAAAAGCUUGUUCUUAAAUUGCCGAAGAGCAUAUUGAAAAGAAAUACUCUGCAACAGACUUGUAUUUUUAAAAAAAUGAUUUUUGUAUCAACAGUGGUAAUAGGGUUAAUACAGUAUGUAGUUCAGUUUUAGUGACCAGAGCAAUUGAUUUUUGUUGCUAUGCAACAUAUGGUAUAUAUACCAAUUCUAUAGAUUUAUUGCUUUAACUUCUUUUUUUUUUAAAUUAUUAAUUUGAAAAAUCUCACCUAUGCUUCAAAUAAAAAGGAAAAUGGCAGUUAGAAUUGGCCCGGGUUAUUAGAUUAUAGAAAGGACUGGGAUAAUGUGCACUUUUAUGAACAGCAUAGCUAAAAAUAUCCCUAACCUGUUAUAUGCUCCAAAAUCCUGGGUUCAUCUUUUCGUUCCUUGAUAGCAUCAUGUGGAUGAUGUACCAUGAAUGUAGUCAACAUCUAUCAGUUUUUUAGUUUGUAUUUGUUGGGGUGAUAACGUAGUUAUCAAGAACUUGCAUAAGUUCUUUCAUAUCAUUUAAUUACUUUUUGCUAGCGAUAUUAAUAUUAAGCAUUGUUUUGAUAUUUAUGAUGUUUUACGACAAGAGUGCAAGUGCUUUGGUGAAAUAGGUUAUGUAUGCAAGUCGUGUGAUACAAUUGUUGAUUUUUAAAAUUAUUUAUAAUUGUUUGAUGCUGAUUGAAAAUAUCUAGCAUGAUUAAGCUUAUUGACACAAAAUGAACGAGGGACAAUAGAAUGAGUAAAUGUUGGGUGCCUAUUCCAGGACAUAUAUAGAUGUUAUAGGAACCUACGUACUACAUGUACUUGCAUUCAUUUUGAUAUAUUCCUCUUAAUUUACCUAUCUUUUUUUUCUACCUCAUGUAAUACAUGUACAUUUACAGAUUGAAAAUAUCAAUUGUAAGCUAUUUAUUAUCUACAUGUACUACAAUAGGUACAUCUAAUGACAUACACAUAAACAUAUGUAGUAUGUAGAGUCUUCAACCCAAAAAAAAGUGGAAAAAAGAAGAAUUCAAAUUCUAUCCAGUUCAUUUUUGAAAUGCUAAGUGUCAAUGUUGAAAUAUUUUGGUGCCAUAGCAUUUGUUUAGUUCUGUCAUAUUUGCUGUGAUGUCUUUUUUUUAUGUCAAUUAUUUAAACUCCCAAGAAUUUGGAAAAAAAAUCAAUUUGAAUGUUUGAUUGCAGUCAUGGUAGCAAUAAUUCUCAACUAUAGUAAACGACAACAACAAACUGCUCCCACACUUAAAGUUCAGAGUGUAAAGUUCACCAAGGAUGUGUCAGUCACUGUGAUAUAUAUAUAUAAAUAUAUAGAAUUGUCCUCAUAUGGUGGAUGUUGACAAUAAAAAAAAAUACCAACAAUAA